GUAAUUACUUGAAUACAACACUAUGUUUUAAGUGUUUUGUUGAUAUCACUGCGCAGUGACCGGCCGGUUGUGUACUCUUUAUUGGUUUAUAUUGGAUAAAAAUAUAGUUUUCGAGAAAUGUCGUGCUGCAAAGGACCGGGCUACUCGUCGCCUCUGGAGGCGUUCACAAAGGGACCCCGGGAGCGCCUCCUGUACGUGGUCUGCGUGCAACCCGACCGUGCCAAACAGGAUUACUUGGCGACGGUAGACGUAGAUCCUUCGUCACCCACUUAUUGUCAAGUUAUGCACCGCACUUACACAGGCAAUGUGGGUGAUGAGCUUCACCACAGCGGGUGGAACGUCUGUUCCAGUUGUCAUGAUGACCCCAAUCUAAAGAGGGAUCUUCUCAUCCUGCCCGCUCUAGGAUCUGCUAAUGUCUAUGCAGUCGACGUUGGUUCUGACCCGAGAAAACCGGAGAUACAUAAGGUAAUCGACGGCACUGAGAUGAGGUCAUUCAACUGCAGUUUCCCCCACACGGCACACUGCCUUGCGACCGGAGAAAUCAUGAUUUCCACGAUGGGAGAUAAAAACGAAAACGGAAAGGGGGAUUUUGUACUCAUCGACUCCAAGACUUUGAAAAUGACAGGGACGUGGACGAAGGGAAAGCCCGCCAAAUUCGGCUACGACUUUUGGUACCAACCCUACCAUGAUGUAAUGAUUGCAAGUGAAUGGGGUACCCCGAAGUAUUUUAAGACGGGAUUCCACGCAGCAGACGUGAACAACAAAGAACGAUACGGCAGUGCCCUAAACGUUUACAAAUGGUCGACUCACGAAUUGCAGCAAGUCAUAGAUUUGGGUAAAGAAGGUAUUGCGCCCUUGGAAAUCAGAUUCCUUCAUGAUCCCAAAGCUUCUGAAGGAUUUGUCGGGUGCGCUUUGGAGGCCAACGUUUACAGGUUCCACAAAACUGGGAAUGGGAUGUGGCAAGCCGACAAAGUCAUCGACGUACCAGCUAAAAAAGUUUCCAAAGACGGUGUCGAGACCCAGCUUAACGGUUUAAUGUCGGACAUUCUCAUUUCCCUGGAUGAUAAGUACUUGUAUUUCUCGUGCUGGCUUCAUGGUGAUGUUAGACAGUACGAUAUUUCUGAUACAAGGAACCCAAAGUUGACUGGGAUCGUGCGAUUCGGUGGCCUGAUUCAACAUGAUAAUCUGAAACUGUUAGAGGAUAAAGAAUUUAAGGAACCUGCACCACAAGUGGUUGUUAAGGGGAAGAAACUUCAGGGAGGUCCACAAAUGCUUCAACUGUCUCUUGACGGAAAACGCCUUUAUGUGUCUUCGUCGCUCUUCUCACCUUGGGACAAACAGACUUAUCCGAAAAUGGCUCAAGAGGGUGGUUGGAUAGUGAAACUGGAUAUUGACACCGUAAAUGGAGGAUUGAAGUUGGAUCCAGAGUUCUUGGUACAUUUUGGCGGUGAACCCAAUGGCCCAGUGCUGCCACAUGAAAUGAGAUAUCCUGGAGGAGACUGUACGUCAGACAUUUGGUUGGCUCAAGACACAUAAAUCUAUGAAAAAUAGUGUGCCAAUAUUUUUAUAAGUAAAAAAGACAUCUCAAAAAAUGUAUCAUUUAGGUAUUUUAGAUAGCAUUGUACUGUUCGCUGAUUUUCAUAUAUAUAACGAAUUUGAAAACGAAUUUUGGACAAAUAUCAUUGUGAAUAUAAUACGUAAUAAAUAUAAUUUAACAUGA
Molecule: messenger RNA, 1720 nt
Organism: Amyelois transitella
Lineage: Eukaryota; Metazoa; Arthropoda; Insecta; Lepidoptera; Pyralidae
Product: methanethiol oxidase
Exons: 11
Coding region: 118-1536 (472 amino acids)
Molecular function (GO): selenium binding
Source: RefSeq, a predicted model, not a curated record